This is a messenger RNA of Helianthus annuus (common sunflower), 1758 nucleotides long. RefSeq names its product denticleless protein homolog. Gene Ontology annotation, biological process: proteasome-mediated ubiquitin-dependent protein catabolic process. Gene Ontology annotation, cellular component: nucleus. The record is from RefSeq and is a predicted model, not a curated record. Lineage: Eukaryota; Viridiplantae; Streptophyta; Magnoliopsida; Asterales; Asteraceae. The transcript has 14 exons. Gene Ontology annotation, molecular function: protein binding; protein-macromolecule adaptor activity. The coding region runs from base 125 to 1654 and encodes 509 amino acids.
GAACAGAAAACAAAUUUCAAAACUUCCCGCCGUCGAUCUCCCCCCUCUCACCCCCGCUAAAAACCAUUUUUUCAUACUCCCAUCCCAUUUCUUCCUCAACACACCAUACCAUUCGCCAUUGCAAAUGGAGACCUCCAAAACUCGAUCCACUUUCCAUACCAUCACUUCCAGAGAGCUCAACGGCUUCAGAGUAAGGAAACGACCGUGUUUUGCCGACGACUCGUCUCAAUUUAGUCGAAUCGGAGCUUUUGAUUAUGGAGUUGAGGAUGACGUCACUCCUCCCAUGGCUUUAUCCUUUUGCAAGACUAGCAAAAAUGCUCAUAUUCUUGCUGUAACUGGAGAGGAUGGAUAUGUUUGCUUAUACAACACUCGCUUCAAGUUUUCUGAUUCAGCUACCAGUGCAGAAAAUGCAGAGAAAGCUAGAAAAUGCCAGUGGCUUGCUCAUGACAAUGCUAUAUUUGAUGUGUGUUGGAUAAAGGAUGAUACUAAUUUACUAACGGCGUGCGGUGAUCAUAGUAUUAAAGUAUGGGAUUCCCAAGAAAGAAAAUGUCUUCUAGCACUAACGGGACAUACUGGAAGUGUGAAGUCCGUAAGUGCACACCCUUCCAACAAUGAUAUCAUUGUAUCUGGUUCAAGAGACGGUUCUUUUGCUUUGUGGGACUUGAGGUGCGCUAAAUCUACGCGAGCACACUCAAAUACUCUACCAAUAGCAACUGUUCAAGGGGCUCAUAAGUCAUCGAGUGUUAAAACAAGGGGUAGGCAUAACAAGGCUGCUUCAAUGAGUGUUACAUCGGUUUUAUAUAUGAAGGAUGAGGUUUCCAUUGCUACUGCUGGAGCAGUUGACAGUGUUAUAAAGUUCUGGGAUACUAGAAGCCUUAAAGCUCCCAUCACUCAGGCUUGUUCGCAAGAUACAUCAUCAAGGAAGUGGGUAAGAUCAUACGGUAUUUCUAGCUUAUCCCAAGAUUUAAACGGAGUAUAUAUUUCAGCUUCAUGUAUGGACAGCAGGAUAUACCUCUUUAAUGUCCUACAACUUGAGAAGGGACCUGUUAAAAGUUUUGAAGGAUCUAAUAUCGGUACUUUUUUUGUAAAGUCAAAACUGAGUCCUGAUGCAGGCCAUAUUGUUGGUGGUUCGAGUGACGGUUUUGCCUACGUAUGGCAGGUAAACAAACCUCAAGCGGAUCCUGUUAAGCUUGAAGGCCAUGAUGGAGAAGUGACUGCUGUCGAUUGGUGUGCACAUGAGGUAGGCAAAAUAGCAACUGCUGCAGAUGAUUCUGUGGUCCAGCUUUGGAACAUCAACAGCAGUUGUUAUUCAAAUACGAGAUCUCCCUCAUCGAUACGAAGGAGAGAACGAACGCUUCCGGUGAUGAAACGUAGAAAGCUUUUUACACAGGAAGAUGAAAAAGAUUCUAACAUAGGACCUGAUCCUGACUCUCCAGUUGAAUUAACGGUCCAGACCGACUCUCCCAAUCUUACAUCGAUACCCGAAAUAAGAACUCCAGCAUCACUCAAAAAACAGUUAUUCAGUCCACAUAUCAGAGACGCUUGUGAGGGAUCCCCUGAUGCUAGUUUUGGCAGCCCGUCUUCUGUGCUAAAUCCGCCACCCUCUAUAAAAAGAAAAACUAUUUUGGAUUAUUUUCUAGCACCGUCAUCAUAGUGUUUGGAUUAUGUAGAAUGUUAACCGGUAUACUAAUGACUACAGUAAGAACCAGUUCUUUAUGAUUGACAUAACGGUGGUUACUGUUGGGUUUUUGAAGAUUA